AUCCUUAGUAGCACUCCGAAGGAUCCUGCGAGUGGUAUAGCCUUCGACUGGUCGUUCGAGAGAAGCCCCUCGUGUCUGCUCUGCACAAACGACCACGCGAUCAGAAGCAGUCUUGAGGUCCACUGAUCCCCUCCUGGACUGAGUUGAGUUGCGACCUCAGCAAUUCUGCUCGCCACGCAGCCCUACCAACGACAGUCUCGCGGCAUAGCGCUCUCUGCUGCUGCUGUUGCUGCUAGAGAGAGAGAGAUCCGCUUCGUCCUUUUCCGCAUCCUCAUCGCUGAUCAUUACCGCAUGUUCCGGGUCGUCACUGGCCAAGACCCACGUAGCUCAAUUCGCCGCACAGCCAGACCCACGUAGCUCAAUUGACCGUCCUGUAGUCGGAUUGAGCGUGCUCUAGUAGCCGAAUCUAGAGGAAUCGUAUUACAUCCUUGGAACAAGAAGAGCACGGACCCCCACCCGCGCUCAGGCCACUGGCACCUCCUCCGUGUCUUCUCGCGUCCGUGCCCUCUCACACGCACCCGCAUCCUGCCGACGCUUUGGGGGAAGUCUAUUUUUGAGCCGCCUCAAUAAUAGACUCCUGUAGAGGGAAGUUGCAAUAACGUUCCCCACCGUCGCCGCUCACGCGCCCACCUGGCUGGGCAAGGCUCUGGAUUCUCGUUGCCGCCGGUCGUCACGUGCAUCGUCACGUGCAUCAUCACGUGCAUCGUCACGUGCAUCGUCACGUGCAUCAUCACUUGCAUCAUCACGUGCAUCACGGCCAUCAUGAAUCUAGCAGCUGAACUCUAGCGACGGGAAUCAUCGGCACGGAGUCGGGCUUCCGGAAACAGCCCAGCCUGAAACGCGUCAGCUCUCACCUCUCCCCAUCAUCUCAGGAGGACCCAUACAGGCCAAUUACCCCGUGUCGGUCGGCCACCCGAGACCGAUGAGCCCACCUGCGUCAGUUAGACCCGGAUCGGAGGAGCCACUAGUGGCGGGUCAGUUGACCCAGUUUCUCCUGUUCUCGUCCGGUUGGUGUACGGAUACCGUGAGCUGACAGGCUCAGUCAGGUCAGAAGGCGGUGGGCAGCGGUGCAGUGCGGUGGAGUUGAUGAACCAGUGGCAAGAUGGCGGUCAGAUGGGGUCUGCAGGGGAAGGAUGGGCAGGCAGGGGAGGGGGAGGGGGAGCAGGAGGGUUGGGGGGAGGAGGGGGAGUGGGAGGCGGAAGUGUGCCUGCAGGGCAAGUGCGCGUGAUGGUGGUAGGAGACUCAGGCGUGGGGAAGACCUCUCUGGUGCAUCUCAUUCUCAACGGCGAGCCAACAGCUCAGCCACCACGCACAGUCGGCUGCACUGUGGGCGUGAAGUACAUGGAGUAUAACUCCCAGGCACAGCCAGUGGCAUUGGGCUCCGCAUCCGACCUGCGGAUAGAGAUGGGCGGUGGCAACAGCAGCAGCAGCACAGGGGCGGCGCUGGGCAGUGGAGGGGGGGAGCAGGGCCGGCGGGGGUUCUUCGUGGAGGUGUGGGACGUGUCGGGCAGCGAGCAGUACAAGUCGUCACGCUCGCUGUUCUACGACCAGAUCAAUGGCGUCAUCUUUGUUCACGACCUCUCGCGCAAGAAGUCCCGCGUGGCGGCGCUUCAAUGGAUCGACGAGCUCAUCCGCUGCGGCACCUUCUCCGCGCCGUCCCACGGCAACCGCGAGGGGCAGCUACCCGUGCCGUUGCUCGUGAUCGGCAACAAGGAGGACAUCCGCGAGAAGGACCCGGUGCUCAAGGGGCGCGUGAAGCUGAUGAGAGCUGCUAGGAGCAGCCGCACGCUGGAGUAUGCACGGAGCGUGGUGGAGCGCUAUGGGCUGCAGUCGUUCGGGAGGAGGAAGAGGCUGGAGCUGCCCGAGUAUAUUCGCAACCCCAGGGGCGCUGGGCUCAUUGCAUGCGCAAAGCUAGGCCGCUUAGACCUUGCAGCAGUGGACGCUUUCUUCCAGCAGCUGAUCAAGCGGCGCUACUUCACAGAGCAGCUGACCGCCCUGCCGUCCCCCUCGCGCUCCUGGAGCCAGCCAUUCCUGUGUGCGGACCUGGAGGGCGACCUCAGUGGGGACGUGCUGCUGCUGCCCACCUCAUCCGACCGCGGGGGCGUGGGGGAAGGGCCGGGGGGGGGAAGCGCAGUGGCGGGGCUGUAUCGGUUUAAUAGCCUCAGAGGCUCUGAUACCAGCAUCGACAUCGAAUCAUUCGGGUCUCCUGACUACAGGAGCAACCACCAUUCCCAGCAGCAGCACAGAUACGGCACAAAAGAUGAUGAGGAAGAUGAGGAGGAGGACGACGAGGGGGAGGAGGAGGAGGAAGGGAAGGAGGAGCAUGCCCAUGUUUGGCGGCAGCAGUGGCAGCAGCAGUGGCAGCAGUGGCAGCAGGAGUGGGUGCAUCAGAGUUCCUCCUCCCCUUCCUCUCCUUCAGCCCCUUCCUUGGCCUCUGCUGAUCCUGCUUCUCACCUCUCAUCUACUCUGUCGGCGUAUCCAAGCACCGCCUCUUCUAGCCUCGCCUUCCCAGUUGAACCAGCGCUAAGCAAUCAUGGUUUCUACUACGGCCAGCAGCAGCAGCAGCAGCAGCAGCAGCAGCAGCAGCAUCACCACCAGCAGGCUUCUUAUGGCGACCAUCUCUUCGCGUCUCUCUCGUCCUCUGCAGUAGCAGCAGCUAGCAGUGGUGGCAACAUCAACGGCAAUGGCAACGGCAAUGGCAUUGGCAGUGGCAGUGGCAGUGGCAGUGACCGGGAGGAUUGGUCUGUCUUGUUGCAGACAGCAGCAGCUGAUGCGGCAGCAGCAGCAGCAGUGCCAACAGGGGCAAGGCUGCAGGGUGGAGCAUCCUCUGGUGUGCCUCCUUUGUCUGCUGCGAGCUCAGGGUCAACAUUAGGGACAGCAUCAGCAUCAUUGGGUACAGCGGUAGCGGUGCCAUCUUUAGCACAACCAGUGGUAGUUGCUCCAUCGUCAUUACCACCAUCAGUGGCACCAGCAUCAGCAAAAGAACAAAGAUCUCUGGAGCCAUCUUUUGCCCAACCAGUGGCAGCACAACCGCCAUCACCUGCUGGCCCUAGCUCAGCGUUGUCAGUGACAGCAGCAACAGUGGAAGCACCACCAGUCGCAGCAUCAUCAGCAGGAGAAGCAAGAAACCAUUCAGCCUGUGUACUACUCCCCGUGGCCUCGUCAGCGUCAGCAGCAGUACCAGUACCACCCGUCAUUGAGGUAUCCACAUCAUCAGCAGUAUCAACCACGUCAGCAGCUUCAGCAGCAGAGCCUGGUAGAGCAGCAGCAUCCGCACCAGCAGCAGCGCAAGAAACGGCAAAGACUGCACCAGUGGCAGCACGAGCAGCGCAUAUUCCUAGUGCACGAGAAACAACGCCAGGUGAGGGCGUGUGCGGCACACAUGCAUCAAGCGGCGCAGCGCAGUGGCACUCAGGGCAAUUCAGCCUGCCGUCGGCACCAACACCACCUCCGGUGCUGUCUGCUCUUGAGGUUUCUCGCCAACGCACUUCCAUGCCUGCACCUGUUUGUGCUGCAGCCACGUCGGAUGCUGCGAGUAUGGGACUGGCGGAGAAGGCAAUUGGCACCGCAUCUGCAACAAGCGGAGUGGAGAAGUCGGCAGGUGCUGCUGCUGCUGCUGCACCUGCUCCUGCUGCUGCUGCUCCUGCUGCUGCUGCUGAUUCAGCACAACAAUCACACCAUGGGUACAGUCUUUCACAGCGUCAGUCGCAUGAACCCACUGAUACCACUGAACCCAUUGCGCCCACUGAUGCCACGGAUACCACACAGGUCUCUGAGUCCUCUGGGACAGGUGGUUCAUUGGAGAGAGAGGGACGCACUGCGCCGUCUGUGUCGGCUCCUGCAGAACCAACUUGCAGAUCUAUUGAGAGUGGCGCUAAACCUCUUCCCAAGACUAGUAGAGCUUCCGACACCAUUGAGAGCAGUAGAUCAGUGGAAGUGCCUGCACUAGAACCAGCCGCUCCAGUAGAACCCUCUCGCAGACCGAAUGACACCUGUGCGGCGGCGACUGAAGCACAUGCAUCAGUCCAGCGACCGUCACUCGGUGUGCAGCCUCCUCCUCUCGAUGGAGCUGCCUCCCCAGUGACCGUUGGAGUUACUGAACUGCUCUGUGGCCUCCCACCGGCAGCUUUUGGCUCCCAGGGUUCGGCAGUCCCGGAUUUGUGUACGGUAGAAGCAGAAGAAGUACGGGAAGGAAGCUCACUGGAGAGAUCAGCAGCAGCAGGAGUAACGCCAGCGCCAGCAGCAGCAGCAGCAGCAAUAACACCAGCAGCACCAGCAGCAGCAGGAGGAGGAGAAAGGGAAGGGCGGUCGGCAGUAUGUAAUGCUAAGUCCCGCAGCGUGUAUGCCACUACUCCGGGUGAUAAUCUGCUGCUGCAGACAGAACAACAACUAGCACAGCAGCAGCGGGCACAGCAGCAGCACGCACAGCAGCAGCAGGCACAGCAGCAGCACGCAGAGCAGCAGCAGGCACAGCAACAGCACGCACAGCAGCAGCAGGCACAGCAGCAGCACGCACAGCAGCAACAGGCACAGCAGCAGCACGCACAGCAGCAGCAGGCACAGCAGUGGCAUACACAGCAGCAGCAGCCCCAGCAACGGCACGCUCUGGAGUUGCAGAAUCGUGGAGAUGAUGGAGGUGCGGGAGAGAGUGCAGCACCCGCAGCAGCAGGAGCAGCAGCAGCAGCAGCAGCAGCAGCAGCGGUGCAGUCAGGAGCAGCAGGAGAAGCAUGGGCAUGGUUUGCAGGGAGAAGAGAACGGCCUGCUGUGGGCUCCGCAGUCAGAGAAGAGGCACAGCAUCCAGCUCACGGCAGACAAGGCGCAGAAGAAGCAGAAGGAGCAGAAGGAGCAGGAGGAGCAGCAGGUGGAGGAGGAGCAGCAGGAGCAGCAGCAGGAAGUGUCACAGUUUCAAUGUCCACAGCAUCAUUAACUGCAGCAGGCCGUUACUCACCAGCAGCUGUGCCAGGAGCAGCAACAGGAGCAGCACCAGCAAUAGCACCAGCAUCACAAGCAGCAGCAGCAGCAGCAUCACCAGUGGCUGCACCAGCGGCAGCAGCAACAGAAGCAGCAGCAGGUUAUUUGCCAGGAUUCUUCGGAGCAGUCAACCCCAUGGCGGCUGCAGCAGCUGCAGUUGAUGCGGCCCUGGCAGCAGCAGCACGCAGAGCAGGAGUCCGGGUUGCUGUUACCAGGUCACGCAGUAGAGAGGAUGAAUCAGGUUCUGGAUAGGUGAACAUCAGACCGAGGAUUCUGGGCUGGGGUGUGUACAGAUUCUUUUCCUUCAGUACGGUACAAAUUGAUUCCGAUAGAUUUCCUCCCUGUUGCUGGCGAGUAUAGUGGAUGCAGUACAAGCAGGGCCUCAGAUUCUCAGAGUAACGAAUUGAGGUAGAAUGAGGGAUACAGGGUGGUUUUAUGCUGAGGGGUUGUACUUUCUAAAAGUACGCACCUAUAUAGCCUAUAUUAACGUAUAC
This is a messenger RNA of Closterium sp. NIES-67, 5465 nucleotides long. The record is from the annotation of a GenBank genome assembly. NCBI's taxonomy places the organism in Eukaryota, Viridiplantae, Streptophyta, Zygnematophyceae, Desmidiales, Closteriaceae.